AAUAACCUUAGUUCUGUGUAUAAUAUAAACAAUAAUUAUUGUAGAUUAGAAUGAAAAUUAAUACGUUUGGAAAGAAAUAUGACUGAAGAAAAAUUUGUAACGGAAAUACCCAGUAGCUUAAAACAGCUAGCUCGAUUGGUUGUUAGAGGAUUUUACACAAUUGAGGAUGCCCUUAUCGUUGACAUGUUGGUUAGAAAUCCAUGUAUGAAAGAGGAUGAUAUUUGUGAAUUAUUAAAAUUUGAACGCAAAAUGUUAAGAGCUCGCAUUGCAACAUUAAAGAAUGAUAAGUUUAUUCAAGUAAGACUACGGAUGGAAACGGGUGUUGAUGGAAAGGCUCAAAAAGUGAAUUAUUAUUUUAUAAAUUACAAAAGUUUUGUCAAUGUGGUAAAAUAUAAAUUAGAUUUAAUGCGAAAGCGCUUGGAAACUGAGGAAAGGGAUGCAACAAGUAGAGCUAGUUUUAAAUGCACUGGGUGUUUGAAAACAUUUACUGAUUUAGAAGCAGAUCAACUUUUUGAUUUUCUUACUAGUGAAUUUCGAUGCACCUACUGCAAAGAAGUAGUUGAAGAAGAUUCUUCUGCACUUCCUAAAAAAGAUUCUCGGCUGUUACUUGCCAAAUUUAAUGAACAACUAGAACCACUGUACAUUUUGCUUCGUGAAGUGGAGGGUAUUAAACUAGCACCAGAGGUGUUAGAGCCUGAGCCAGUAGACAUUAGUGUCAUACGAGGGUUAGACAAAAAAAUAGCACCACAACAUUCCCAAGAAUGGUCUGGAGAAGCUACAAGAAAUUCUGGUCUUGCUGUUGAGGAGACUAGAGUUGAUAUCUCGUUCGCAGAAGACAAUAGCGCCAUUACAAAGAAUCAAAAGGAAGCUCCAAUUUGGAUGACCCAAUCUACUGUUUUAUCAAAUGUGCAAGAUCAAAAUACAAGCAAACUGGAUGAAAUUCAAGAAUCAACUAAUGCAGCUUCUUCCAAAAAUGAUGAUAUAAUGAGCGUACUUCUGGCACAUGAGAAGCGGCCAACAAAUAUCACUGCCAGUGCAGUUAAAGGUUUAGGAAAUGAUGAUUCUGAUUCAAGUUCUGAUGAAAUGUCUAAAGAAAAAACAGAUUUGGUUGAAAUUGAAACUAUGGAUAGUGAGGAUGAUGAUGACGAUAGUGUUCCAACUGUCACUAUUGGUAGUAAAUCUUAUGCCAUUACGGAUGUCAAUGACAGUUUAAUAGCUGAAAUGACUCAAGCAGAAAAGGAAAUCUAUGUUCAAAUCUUCCAAGACUAUUACUCUCACAUGAAUUAUUGAUAUUUCAUUCAAAUUUUAGUGAUUAUUUUUCCCAAAAAAUGAUAUAUAGAUAUAUAUGACAUGUGAUUUUUUAUUUAUUGUUAAAUAUAAGUUUAUCAUUAUUCCCUAAAGGAAUGAAAGUAACCUACUCGUGUGUAUUUUAGGACGUAUGCAACAAAAGAUUUAUAUUUUGUACUUAGGCGGUAUCAA
Cylas formicarius (sweet potato weevil) is the source of this 1479-nucleotide messenger RNA. It is a transcript of the gene TfIIEalpha, whose product is annotated as general transcription factor IIE subunit 1. Bases 79 to 1290 code for a protein of 403 amino acids. The record is from RefSeq and is a predicted model, not a curated record. Gene Ontology annotation, biological process: transcription initiation at RNA polymerase II promoter; transcription open complex formation at RNA polymerase II promoter. The transcript has a single exon. Lineage: Eukaryota; Metazoa; Arthropoda; Insecta; Coleoptera; Brentidae. Gene Ontology annotation, cellular component: transcription factor TFIIE complex.